AUGCGGGUGUAUGUGCGGGCGAGAAGAUGGUGGCGGCGGGGGAAGCAGCGUGAGGAGCGGGAACCCCAAGUCUCAUUGAAAUGGGCCACACUGGCCCUCCACAACCCGCAGUAUAUUUUUGGAGAUUUUAGCCCUGAUGAAUUUAAUCAGUUCUUUGUGACUCCUCGCUCUUCAGUUGAGCUUCCUCCGUACAGUGGAACAGUUCUGUGUAGCACGCAGGCUGUGGAUACACUACCCGAUGGACAAGACUAUCAGCGAAUUGAAUUUGGUGUUAAUGAAGUAAUUGAACCCAGUGACACUUUGCCGAGAAGCCCCAGCUACAGUAUUUCAAGCACAUUGAACCCUCAGGCCCCUGAAUUUAUUCUUGGUUGUACAACUUCCAAACCGAGCCCUGAUGGCACAGAUAAGGAAGCAAGCUACAGUUCCACUGACUGUCAUUACCCAGGCUCUGCCCUUGCUGAGGAUAGCAGUUGCACUGUGGAGGUAGAGGUUCUAGAAAACGAUGGUGUCUCAGGUGGUCUUGGACAAAGGGAGAGUAAAAAGAAGAAGAAACGGCCACCUGGAUAUUAUAGUUACUUGAAAGACGGUGGUGAAGAUGGUAUUUCCACAGAGGCCCUGGUCAAUGGCCAUGCUAACUCAGCAGCUGCGAGCAGCAUCAGCAUAGAGGAUGAGGAGUUUAUGGGUGACGUGCCUCCAUCGGUUACGCCCAGGACUUGUGACAGCCCUCAGAACUCCACGGACUCUGUCAGUGACAGUGGGCCUGAUGGCCCUUUCCCCGGAGCACUCAGUGGUGACACCAGGACUGCAGGGCAGCCUGAAGGGGUCCAUGGGACUGAUUUUGAUCAGUCCUGCUUCCCUGGAGAGGCUGGCAGAGACAACCUGUUAAGGACAGCUGGGGCUCAGCCCUAUGUUGGUACCAAUACUACUGAAAACUUUGGAGUUGCUAAUGGACAAAUACUUGAAUCCUCGGGUGAGGGCACAGCUGCCAAUGGAGUGGAAUUGCACACUAUGGAGAGCGCAGAUUUGGACCCAACUGAACCCGAGCGUGCUUCACCACCUGCUGACGGCAUGAUCUCUGUGUCAGGCGCCCUUCCUGUCCGUCAGCCCAAGUCCUGGGCCAGUCUCAUUCAUGAUUCUAAGCCUUCUUCCUCUUCUCUUGUGGCUUAUGUGGAAACCAAGUAUUCCCCUCCUACCACAUCUCCCCUGGUCUCUGAAAAGCAGGUUGAAGUUAAAGAAGGGCUUGUUCCGGUUUCAGAGGAUCCCGUAGCCAUAAAGAUUGCAGAGUUACUGGAGAAUGUAACCUUAAUAUAUAAGCCAGUGUCAUUGCAACCCCGUGGGCUGAUCAAUAAAGAAUGGUGCUACAUUAACGCCACACUGCAGGCAUUGGUCGCAUGCCCUCUGAUGUACCACCUGAUGAAGUUCAUUCCUCUGUAUUCAAAAGUGCAAAGGCCUUGUACAUCAACACCCAUGAUAGAUAGCUUUGUUCGGCUAAUGAAUGAGUUUACUAAUGUGCCAGUACCUCCAAAACCCCGAAAAGCUCUUGGGGAUAAAAUUGUGAGGGAUAUCCGCCCUGGAGCUGCCUUUGAACUCACGUAUGUCUAUAGACUCCUGACCGUGAACAAGUGGAGCCUGUCUGAGAAGGGUCGCCAAGAAGAUGCUGAGGAGUAUUUAGGUUUCAUUCUAAAUGGACUUCAUGAGGAAAUGUUGAACCUAAAAAAGCUGCUCUCACCAAAUAAUGAAAAACUUACGAUUUCCAACAGGCCCAAGAGCCACUUGCUUGACGAUUAUGAGCAGGAGGAGCAAGGCGAAGGAAGUGAAGACGAAUGGGAGCAAGUUGGCCCCAGGAACAAGACUUCAUUCACCCGCCAGGCAGAUUUUGUUCAGACGCCCAUCACCGGCAUCUUUGGUGGACACAUCAGGUCUGUGGUAUACCAGCAGAGUUCAAAAGAGUCUGUCACUUUGCAACCAUUUUUCACGUUGCAGCUGGAUAUCCAGGCUGACAAGAUACGUACGGUCCAGGACGCAUUGGAAAUUGUCCAAGGUUAUACCACAAAAACCAAGCAAGAGGUUGAAAUAAGUUGAAGAGUGACUCUGGAGAAACUGCCUCCUGUUCUCGUGCUGCACCUGAAGCGGUUUGUUUAUGAGAAGACCGGUGGAUGUCAGAAGCUUAUCAAAAACAUCGACUAUCCGGUGGACUUGGAGAUUAGUAAAGAACUUCUUUCUCCAGGGGUUAAAAAUAAGAAUUUUAAAUGCCACAGAACAUAUCGGCUGUUUGCAGUGGUCUACUAUCACUGCGGCAGCGCUACAGGGGGUCAUUACACUACAGACAUCUUCCAGAUUGGUCUGAACGGCUGGCUGUGCAUCGAUGACCAGACAGUCAAGGUGAUUAACCAGUACCAGGUGGUGAAGCCAACUGCUGAACGCACAGCCUACCUCCUGUAUUCCCGCCGCGUGGACCUGCUGUGA
This is a messenger RNA of Nycticebus coucang (slow loris), 2466 nucleotides long. RefSeq names its product ubiquitin carboxyl-terminal hydrolase 10-like. The record is from RefSeq and is a predicted model, not a curated record. Gene Ontology annotation, molecular function: cysteine-type deubiquitinase activity; cysteine-type endopeptidase activity. Gene Ontology annotation, biological process: protein deubiquitination; DNA damage response, signal transduction by p53 class mediator; regulation of autophagy. NCBI's taxonomy places the organism in Eukaryota, Metazoa, Chordata, Mammalia, Primates, Lorisidae. Gene Ontology annotation, cellular component: cytosol; nucleus; early endosome.